UGGACCGAUGAUGUUGCUGUUUCUGCCACUGCUGGGACUGCUUGGCCUGGCCUCCAACCAGAGCUACAGCGAGAGUCAGAAAAGUUUCACCGAAUGCGCCAGCAAGCUACACAAGACGGAUGCAAAUUACGCGGAAAUUAUUGAGUGCCUGGCGCACUCCACCAAUCUGACGGCUCUCUGGGAGGAAACGCUGUGGCGCAUGGAGCUGCUUGAACGUCUGCUGGAUAAGCUGCAUGCUGAACAGCCCCCCGAUAAAUACCAUCAUACGCCCUACGAGAACAUCGACGAUGUGAUGGCCAUCAAGGGCAACAUGUCUGAGCUGGACUGCCAGCGGAAACGUCACGUGAUGCAGGCGGUGCGCCGCAAGCUGUUCUGGCAUAGCCAGAUGAGUGGCACGCCAAGCACUCUCUUUGCCUGGCCCUGGCCAACCAAACAUUUGAGACCAGCGAGGGACCCGAUGGAUCCGCCAGAGAAUGACAUUAGUCCGGAGUCACUGGAUCCCGUGCGCUGUGCGCUCUUGGAUGCCAUUCAAAAGCCUCGACCACACGCAUAGUUGCAGACACACCACACACCGCCACGAGUGUGUGUG
Messenger RNA from Drosophila obscura, 589 nucleotides. RefSeq lists its product as uncharacterized. Lineage: Eukaryota; Metazoa; Arthropoda; Insecta; Diptera; Drosophilidae. The record is from RefSeq and is a predicted model, not a curated record. Bases 8 to 553 code for a protein of 181 amino acids. The transcript has a single exon.